AUUAUGAUAAAAAUUAUAAAAGAUAGUUUAUUUUUAAUAGAAAUUGUACAUAAAUAUAAGAUUUAGCUUUGGGAUAAAUUGUAUUUUAAGGUUAAUUCUACUGCUAUAGAUAACUGCGUACCCUUAUUAUAAAUGCUCCGGGCUACGCCCCUGCCACCCGCUGCACAAUGUUGUUGUUGUUUUGGGCGGCGUAAUGAGCAGAUUUGUUUGUAAGCUAUUACAGAGUGUAAACCAAGCCAAUUCGGGUUGCAGAUCACUAUUCUUGUCCGCUAUAAGAAAUGAAUCUCAAAGUGCAACGCCCGCCCGCACAGUGCUGGUGGAGAAGGACUCCCACAUAACUCUGAUAGGCCUAAAUCGCGAGCAGCAGCGCAACUCCAUAGAUGCAAAUACUGCGGCACAAUUAUCCGAAGCCAUCAGUCAAUUCGAGGCGGAUGAUAGUUCCCCGGUGGGUGUACUCUACGGCAUAGGUGGCUCCUUCUCGGCUGGCUAUGACUUGGAGGAACUGGAGGCAGAGGCCCAGCGCGGCAGCCUCCACUUCCUGUUGCGUCAUGAGGGCUCUAUUGGACCAACAAGGCGACACCUUCGGAAACCAAUCGUCUGCGGCAUCAGCGGAUUUUGUGUUGCCGGAGGAGUGGAACUGGCUCUUAUGUGUGAUCUGCGGGUGAUGGAGGACACUGCCGUGAUGGGGUUCUUCAAUCGCCGCUUGGGAGUACCUCUAAGCGAUGGAGGAACUGUGCGUCUGGCCGCUGCAGUUGGUUAUUCCAACGCCCUGGACAUUAUUGAAACAGGAAGACGCAUCGACGCCGGGGAAGCCCGGCGGAUAGGCUUGGUGAACCGCGUUGUGGCUACGGGCACCGCUUUGGGACAAGCAGUCAAUCUGGCCUUCUCGAUUGCAAAGUUUCCCAUGGCUUCCUUGAUGCACGACAGGAAUGCGCUGCUGGAGAAUGCCAAUGCCUACAACAAACCAGGUUUCCAUGUGGCCAGUUACAAUGAGAUCAUUAAUGUAACUUCAGAAAUGAUAAAAGAUAUGCGGGAGGGAGUAAUGCGUUUCAAGAACUCUGAGGUAAAGGGCCCUAAAACAGAUUCGUGGCACAUCAAGGAAAAAAGCAUUCCAGAUUGGGAGAAAGCAGAGAUCGAGAUUGAAAAGCAAAAUAAAAAGACAUAACAUUGGACCCUUUGACUUAGUUUAGUUGCAAUACUUGAUUGUUAUUUAUAAAACGAAAGCCUUUAUUCACGUAAAAUACAUUUACUUAAUGAUUUAUGUA
Drosophila rhopaloa is the source of this 1265-nucleotide messenger RNA. Its product is annotated as probable enoyl-CoA hydratase. The record is from RefSeq and is a predicted model, not a curated record. The coding region runs from base 194 to 1165 and encodes 323 amino acids. Lineage: Eukaryota; Metazoa; Arthropoda; Insecta; Diptera; Drosophilidae. The transcript has 2 exons.